GGGCAGACUGAGAGCCUGGUAGGACUUAUCCUGCCCAGCUCGUGUCUUCCUCUGUAUGCGACUUUGAGGCUGUCAGAGCCUUUUUUGCUUCUUUUGGUUCUUUUGUUUUUGUUUUGUUUUGUUUUGGUUUGGUUUGGUUUGUUUUGGUUUGAUUUGGUUUGGUUUUGCUCCUGCAAGUUUUCUUUCCUGGAGCUUUCCGCAGGUGGGCAACUAGCUGCGGCGACUACUGACUGCAUCAUCACAGCCUGUUGAACUCUUCUGAGCAAGAAAAGAGGAGACAGACAGGGCAAGGAAAUUGGAUCAAAGAUUCAGCCAAGCUCAAGGAUGGAGGUGCAGUUAGGGCUGGGGAGGGUCUAUCCCCGGCCACCGUCCAAGACCUUUAGAGGAGCUUUCCAGAAUUUGUUCCAGAGUGUGCGCGAAGUGAUCCAGACCCCGGGUCCCCGGCACCCUGAAGCCCAUAAUGCAGCCGCUCGCGGAGCCCAUUUGCUGCUGCAGCAGCAGCAGACCAGCCCCCAGCAACCGCAGCAUGGUGAGAAUGGCUCUCCCCGAGCUCACCCCAGAGGCCCCACAAGAUACUUGGCCCUGGAGGAGGAACAGCAGUCUUUACAACAGCAAUCAACCCCCGAGGGCCACUCAGAGAGGGGCUGCCUCUCAGAGCCUGGAACCUCUGUGCCCUCCAGUAAGGGGUUGCCGCGGCAGCCGCAAGCACCUCCGGACGAGGAUGACUCAGCUGCCCCAUCCACGUUGUCCUUGCUGGGGCCCACUUUCUCCAGUUUAAGCAGCUGCUCCGCCGACCUUAAAGACAUCCUGAGCGAAGCCGGCACCAUGCAACUCCUUCAGCAGCAGCAGCAGCAGCAGCCGCCGCCGCCGCAGUCGCAGCAACAGCAGCCGCAACAGCAGCUGGAAGUGGCCUCCGAAAGCAGCAGCAGCCGGCGAGCAAGAGAGGCGGUUGGGGCUUCCACUUCUUCCAAGGACAGUUACCUAGGGGUCAAUUCGACCAUAUCUGACAGCGCCAAGGAGUUGUGUAGGGCAGUGUCUGUGUCCAUGGGCUUAGGUGUGGAGGCGUUGGAGCAUCUCAGUCCUGUGGAACAGCUUCGAGGAGACUGCAUGUAUGCACCGCUCCUGGGAGGUCCACCUGCUGUGCGACCCACUCACUGUGCCCCCCUGGUAGAAUGCAAAGGCUCUGUGCUGGACGACAGCCCAAGCAAGGGCUCUGAAGAGACUGUUGAAUAUUCUUUCAAGGAAGGUUACACCAAAGGACCUGAGGGAGAAAGCCUGGUCUGCUCUAGCAGCAGCGAAGUGGGGAGCUCUGGGACCCUUGAACUGCCCUCCACUCUUUCGCUCUACAAGUCCGGAGCACUGGACGAGGCAGCAGCAUACCAGAGUCGCGACUACUACAACUUUCCACUGGCCCUAGCAGGGCCUCCACCACCUCCACCGCCUUCCCAUCCUCACGCCCGCAUCAAGCUGGAGAACCCGCUGGACUAUGGCAGCGCUUGGGCUGCCGCGGCAGCACAAUGCCGAUAUGGAGACCUGGCAAGCCUGCAUGGUGCGGGUGCCGCAGGACCUAGCUCCGGGUCGCCCUCAGCCGCUGCCUCAUCUUCCUGGCACACUCUUUUCACAGCCGAAGAAGGCCAGUUGUAUGGAUCGUGUGGAGGGGGUGGCGGUGGCAGCGCAGGCGAGGCAGGGGCUGUAGCCCCCUAUGGCUAUGCUCGGCCACCUCAGGGGCUGGCGGGCCAGGAAGGCGAUUUCCCGCCACCCGAUAUGUGGUACCCUGGUGGUGUGGCCAGUAGAAUACCCUAUCCCAGUUCCAGUUGUGUCAAAAGCGAGAUGGGACCCUGGAUGGAGAGUUACUCCGGACCUUAUGGAGACAUGCGUUUGGAGAAUGCCAGGGACCAUGUUUUGCCCAUCGACUAUUACUUUCCACCCCAGAAGACCUGCCUGAUCUGUGGGGAUGAAGCUUCUGGGUGUCACUAUGGAGCUCUCACUUGUGGCAGCUGCAAGGUCUUCUUCAAAAGAGCAGCUGAAGGAAAACAGAAGUACCUGUGUGCCAGUAGAAAUGAUUGCACCAUUGAUAAAUUCAGAAGGAAAAAUUGUCCAUCUUGUCGUCUUAGGAAAUGUUACGAAGCAGGGAUGACUCUGGGAGCCCGUAAGCUGAAGAAACUUGGCAAUUUAAAACUACAGGAAGAAGGAGAAGCAUCCAGCGCCAGCAGCCCCACUGAGGAGCCAUCCCAGAAGAUGACAGUAUCACACAUGGAAGGCUAUGAGUGUCAGCCCAUCUUCCUGAAUGUCUUAGAAGCCAUUGAGCCAGGUGUGGUGUGUGCCGGACAUGACAACAACCAACCUGACUCCUUUGCAGCCUUGUUGUCCAGCCUCAACGAACUAGGAGAGAGACAGCUUGUACAUGUGGUCAAGUGGGCCAAAGCCUUGCCUGGCUUCCGCAACUUGCAUGUGGAUGACCAGAUGGCAGUCAUUCAGUACUCUUGGAUGGGACUCAUGGUGUUUGCCAUGGGCUGGCGGUCCUUCACCAAUGUGAACUCCAGAAUGCUCUAUUUUGCACCUGACCUGGUUUUCAAUGAGUACCGCAUGCACAAGUCCCGGAUGUACAGCCAGUGUGUCAGAAUGAGGCAUCUCUCUCAAGAGUUUGGAUGGCUCCAAAUCACACCCCAGGAAUUCCUGUGCAUGAAAGCACUGCUACUCUUCAGCAUUAUUCCAGUGGAUGGGCUGAAAAAUCAAAAAUUCUUUGAUGAACUUCGAAUGAACUACAUCAAGGAACUCGAUCGUAUCAUUGCAUGCAAAAGAAAAAAUCCCACAUCCUGCUCAAGGCGCUUCUACCAGCUCACAAAGCUCCUGGACUCUGUGCAGCCUAUUGCAAGAGAGCUGCAUCAGUUCACUUUUGACCUGCUAAUCAAGUCCCAUAUGGUGAGCGUGGACUUUCCGGAAAUGAUGGCAGAGAUCAUCUCUGUGCAAGUGCCCAAGAUCCUUUCUGGGAAAGUCAAGCCUAUCUAUUUCCACACACAGUGAAGCUUUGGGAGUCCCCAUUUCCCUGGCCUACCCUAUCCCUUUUCAGAUGUCUUUUGCCUGUUAUAAAUCUGCACUACUUCUCUGCAGUGCCUUGGGGAGUUUCCUCUAUUGAUGUACAGUCUGUCAUGAACAUGUUCCUGAGUUCUAUUUGCUGGGCUUUUUCUCUUUUCCUCUUUUCUUUUUCUUCUACCCUUUCUAACUUCCCUCCCUAACUCACCUUCAGAUUCUGUUCCCUGUUGUGGCUCCUAUCUGUAUUUUGAGUGGUGGUGUAUUUCUUUAAAUCUGUGAUGAUCCUCAUGUGGCCUAGUGUCAAGUCAUGCUUGUUUACAGCACUCCUCUGUGUGACAGCCACACUAACAUUUACUUACCUUAUGUCACUGGAAGUUGAGAGAGCUAAAAGUAUCCAGGAAAAACAAAAUCAAAAAACAAGAAACAACAACCAAAAAUGUCAAGAAUAAACAAAUAAAUAAAUAAAUGGCAAAUAGAAAUCCUCAAAUAAGCCAACAGUAACUAGAAGGAAGUGAAAAUUGCAGGCCCAUGAGGAGUCAUUUUUUGUUCGCCCCUUCCUUCCUGGAAUACUUUAUUUUUGCAAAGUCUAUUGCUAUGAGACGACUGGGUGACCCCAGAUCUGAGGUGGGGAGACUGAAAGAGGAGACCAGGAAGGCAGAUGGAUCACCAGUACUUGCCCUCAGGCUUGGCUCCUGAGGGCUACACUGCUCAACUAUAGAGCAAUUUACUGUAUUGAAAAUGUGUCUCUUAUUUGAAAAUUUGCAUGUGAAUGCCUCCACCCUCAAGACCUUUCUCAAUCUCUGCCUCCAUCCUUGGAUUGACUUUCAAUGGCCAUUUCUACAAGAAUCAGAUCAGGGAGACAAAGGAGAGGAGAGAUCUGGCACUUUGGGAGAUUCCACUCAGCUCUAAUCUAGUUUCCAAGGUGUGAUCCAGGGAAGAGCUUGGAGCUAGAGUCAGAGGAGAAGGAGGUGAUGACUUGGUUUUUCUCCUACUUAGGACACUGAAUAGUAGAUUUAUCAGUACCACCACCUUUUGCUCGCCUUUAAAAGACCUAUAUACUCCAUGUGGCCAUAAGCUUCUUCCACACCCUUCAGUGUUUUGUGGGCCACAUUACAUUUCAGACAUGAUGAUACAGCUUGUUCACUUCUAUGAGCAUGUUCAAAAACUCUCUGAUAAAAUUCUUCCUACUAUGCAGGCUAGCAGGCCAGUAAUCCUGACAUCUAGUUCUAGAUUCUAAUAGUCUCAAAGCUUUUUUUUUUUUUUUUUUUUUUUUUUUACCAAAUGUGUCUAAUCAAUAGUCAGAUCGCUGGAGCCCUUAGACAAACUCAGAAGAAGGCAUCAAAUAGAUUAGAAAAACCAGGCAUAUGGCCUUUGUCCCCAGAGAGGACACCCUCUCAUCAAGUGGAUAAAUUCCCACUCCUUCUCCACAGAAGCUAAAGCAGCUACCCAGAUUAGGAUGAAAGAAAAAACUAAGUAACCAGGAUUGGAAGAAUGAUGACCCUAGAACCAGAAACCCUAAAAUGCUGUCCUUGGCCAUUCAGCAUAUCUACUCACAGAAGUCAGGAGAAGAACGAAAGAUCCAAGAGAAGACCCAUCUAACUAUUGUCUUCAAAGGCAAAUCCUAAAGCCAGAUGGGCAUCAACUGGCUAGAUGGGUACUAGUUUACUCAUCCUCCUCCUCUGCUACUGAUUCUGGGCUCUAACACUGACCAUUCUCACUUAGAUUUUCCAUGAUUGUUGUUGCCUAUUAGAGGAGAGCUGGACCACUGAGACUUUUCACAGAACCAUGGCUUCCUUUGGAAAUGUCUGGCGGGUGUGAUUGUGACUCUGUCAACCAUAGACUCAGAGUAUGCCUCUGGGUCACUGAUUUCAUAUAGUCCGUUGGCAUACCUCUGUUCCGUUGAUUUUGUUCCAACACCAGGUGCAGGGCAGAAUCUUCAUGUACUUCCUGAUCUUGGCCACUGCCUCCUCCCUUAGUUCUUAACUUCAUCUAUUAAACUCAAGAAAUCAUGGGUCAGUCACCAAGCUGCCCGUUUCAGCUGGUUUACUCUGCUUGUUGAGAAGAUAGUUUCUGAAUUUCAAGAUGUGAUCCACAUGGAUUUCCUCCACUGAUUUCUGUGUUGAUAUUAAUAGACAAAUGAACUUGCAAAACAGCUUCUAUAAAUAAUAAGGGAAAGGGGAAACUAAAAUGGGUAAUAUGCCAAUCCAAGACUGCUGAACAAAACUGAAGUUGAUGGGUUUUCUUUCUGGGGUUGGAUAGAAUCUGGUUUUCUUUGUGAUGGAAUCAUCUUGCUUAAUUACA
Fukomys damarensis (Damara mole-rat) is the source of this 5334-nucleotide messenger RNA. RefSeq names its product androgen receptor (gene Ar). Bases 325 to 3024 code for a protein of 899 amino acids. Gene Ontology annotation, molecular function: nuclear receptor activity; steroid binding; sequence-specific DNA binding. Lineage: Eukaryota; Metazoa; Chordata; Mammalia; Rodentia; Bathyergidae. Gene Ontology annotation, cellular component: nucleus. The record is from RefSeq and is a predicted model, not a curated record. The transcript has 8 exons. Gene Ontology annotation, biological process: androgen receptor signaling pathway; male gonad development; regulation of DNA-templated transcription.